UUAAUAUUUAAAUUUUAAAGUGUGAUAAAGCUUAAGUAAAGAUGAAGGUUAAAUAAUACGCGAUCAAGAAUGAUUUCUUCUUCAUCCAAAAAUUUUCAAUAUUGCCUUUACACAUAUAUGCAGAGCGCUAUGACAGUUACAAUAAAUACCAUAAUUCUGAGAAAAAUUAUGUAGUAAUUAUAACAUAUAUGAAAAGAUUCAAAUUGAUAUAUGAAAAUGUUUAAUGUAGGAACACUUUUAAUGUACUGUACAUAAAGCGCCCGCAAAAAAUAGGAUAAAUAAUAUCGAAACAUAUUUUGAAACAAAUAUUUUCUUUUGUAAAAGUGUUUUUCUUUUAUGCAGUCACACAUUAGAUCACUACAAAGAGCAUAAUAAAUAUUUUGGCAUUUUACUAAACAAAUUUUCCUUUAAAGUAUAAUAUUGUAUAUGCACGAAAACACUUUUUGGCACAUCAUAUUGUAUACGGAACCACAAAUAGAACAAGCACUGUUAAAAUAUCAGCUAAAAUAAAUGCAUUUUGUAAAAAUGAUUACUUAUAUCCAGAGUCUAUAAGCAAUACAUGUGCGGCGUCCAAAAUCGAUCAGUCCUUAUAUCUGGGAAUUAACACGUGUAUGUACACGCGUGGUAUUUCACUUACGUGAUCGUUCGGUUGUUAGCACGCAGUUCUUUUAUGACCAUUUCAAGCAACUGAGUGAAAAAAGUUACUGAAAUAUUUAAUACACUUUGAUGAUACGUUUGCCCUUAAGUUUUGAGAAACUUUAUUCCGCCGACAUUCUAUACAUGGUAGAUUUUUUUUCUUUAACUGCUAGAAAAUUGGCACGAACAAAAAGAAUGGACAAUAGUCGUUAGAUAAUACUCGACAUGGACAGUUCGACAAACGGGUACAGAGAUCUCGAAUGGGCAAUAAAACUAAAUCGUAUCAGUUUGGAGGUGCUUGGAUUAUGGCCGAAAGUUGAGGAAGUCCCUCGGGAAAAAUUAAAGCACAAUUUGCAUGUUCUCUCCAUUUUGCUGAUAUUUGUGCUCAGUAUUCUGUUUCCUUGUAUUCAUUCGCUAGUAAAGACUCACGAAGACAUCAUGAUAAUAAUAGAACAUCUACAAUGUAUUUUACCGAUGAUUACCUGCAUUGUAAGAAUAAUUGUUUUUUGGUGGAAGAAAGAAGACAUCAUACCAAUAAUAAGCAUGAUCACCGAAGAUUGGUUAAAAUCGAGGAAUGUACAAGAGAGAAAUAUGAUGAUUACAUGGGCACAGAGAUCACGCAUAAUUGUUAUAUCCUCGUACAUUGUAAUGGGAAUAUCUUGUUUUUGCGGCGUUCUUUUACCUAUUUUCGGACUAUCGUUAACAGAUGGAGUGAAUAUUAAUGAUACAGAAAAGAUAUUCCCCCUCAGAGUGUAUUACUUUUACGAUGUAACGAAAAGCCCACAAUAUGAACUUACAUAUAUUAUUCUUACUAUCGGUAUUUUUUUCACUGCCACUACAUACACGGGUAUCGAUAAUUUCCUCGGACUAUUAAUAUUUCAUAUUUGUGGCCAAUUAGACAUUCUGAGCACUCGUUUAAUGUAUUUGAAUACAUUCAUGAAGUUUCAUAAUGACUUGAAAAAUUGCGUAAUGAAUCACACACGACUGCUGAGAGCCAUUGCCAUUAUAGAAGAUACAUAUAAUAAGAUGUUACUAGCAUUAUUUUUAUAUUUCGGCAUUCUCUUUGCUUUCUAUGGAUUCUUAAUAAUUAAUUUAGUCCAGGAAAGGAAUUAUCUAUCAAUUACUCGCAUAAUAUCUCUUAUGUGUGUUGUUAUUACUAUACUUGUUCAUAUGGGACUUUAUUGCGCUGUUGGUGAAGUUUUAAUCAUCCAAGUAAGUUAAAUUUUAUCAAGUUAACCAUAUCUCAUUUUUACUCUCUAUGCACUUUAUUAAAUAGGCAUACCGAAUUAUAAAAAAUAUUGUUUUUACAAAAACAAUAUUUUGUUAAAUUUACUUUUUAUAUUAAAUUUACUAAAAUCAAGUAAGAAAUACUAUAGAAAUAUGUUUCUUCUGAUAUAUAAUCUUUACUCUUAAUUAAACUGUAAUUUAGCAGUUUAUAUGUAUAUUUUAAAUG
This is a messenger RNA of Ooceraea biroi (clonal raider ant), 2089 nucleotides long. RefSeq lists its product as uncharacterized. Gene Ontology annotation, cellular component: plasma membrane. Gene Ontology annotation, biological process: sensory perception of smell; detection of chemical stimulus involved in sensory perception of smell. Gene Ontology annotation, molecular function: olfactory receptor activity; odorant binding. The record is from RefSeq and is a predicted model, not a curated record. NCBI's taxonomy places the organism in Eukaryota, Metazoa, Arthropoda, Insecta, Hymenoptera, Formicidae.